AUGCUCUGCGAAUCGGGACCUGGUCCGCUGGGCUCGGGCGCCGCGGGCUCGGGCGGGGGCGUGCAGCCCGCGCUGGCCGCCCCUUUCCCCUGGCUCGCCGCCGCCGCCUUCGACCCCGCCUCGCUGCAGAGGUCCGCCGCCGCCUUCGCCUCCCAGGUCGUCAAGGAACGCCUCUCAGAAUUCCGGUUAUCCGAAGACGGCAUUUCGACAACGACCUUCCCGAUGACCAGGCGGAUCGGCCACCCGUACCAGAACCGGACGCCGCCCAAGAGGAAGAAGCCGCGCACGUCCUUCACGCGGCUGCAGAUCGCCGAGCUGGAGAAGCGCUUCCACCGGCAGAAGUACCUCGCGUCCGCGGAGCGGGCCUCGCUCGCCAAGACGCUCAAGAUGACCGACGCCCAGGUCAAGACGUGGUUCCAGAACCGGAGAACAAAGUGGAGGAGACAGACGGCGGAGGAGCGCGAGGCGGAGCGGCAGGCGGCCAACCGGCUCAUGAUGUCGCUGCAAGCCGAGGCGCUGAGCAAGGGCAUGUUCGAGCGGCCGCCCCUCCAGCACCACCACCCCGCCGACCAGGGCAGGGGCGGCGCCCACGGCGGCGGCGGCGGCGCCGGGCUCAACGGCGACCACCCGGCCGCGCCCGGCAGCCCGCCCCAGCAGCACCCCGCGCCGCCUGGCCCCCCGGGGGCGGGCGCCCUGAGCGCGUUGCAGAACCUGCAGCCGUGGGCCGGCGUGGGGCCGCCUCCGCCGCCGCCCCCGCUGCGGGGCCGCAGCCCCAGCGAGCCGCCGCCCGCCACCCACCAGCCGUACCACACGCCCAUCGCCUCGCCCAUCUGCUGAGGGAGCCGGGGGAGGGGAGGCAGCAAUCGAAACCAAGUGAUAUUUCCGUGAUAUGGACAAGUAUUUUUGUUUAGGUAAAAAAAAAGAAUUUGUAAGGCUUUCCGCUUUCAAAGGCACACGUCACCGCCGAGGCUUUCGGCAGCAAGGCGUGGCGGAGUAGGCGGGGCAGCGCGUCGUGAUCGGGUCUAGUCCGAUGCAGAUGGAAGGGAAUCGCCGGUCUAUGCAACACGGAUUGCACCAGCCAAUCUGCGAGGCACGACCACAGUGCAAGUCAUAUUUGAUAAAUGAAGAAAAUGCCGCGCGCCGGCCGCAAAAAGGCAUCUUGGCGGCAUUUAGCGGCGUGCCGGUGAUUUGCCGUCGUUUCUCAUAAUCGUCGCGUACUUCCUACGUGGUCCUCGGAGAUUGCAAAAACAUCCGUCAAGGCCGUGAUUCGUUGGCUGGGCAGCCCGUGUUACCCGUUGCGGGAUUUGGAACGGAAGGAGGUAAACUUCUUGUUUUGGAACGAGUUGACCAAAUAUUAUCUACUUAGGGAAGUUCUUAAUUUCAAUCUUCAAUCAGCUUUAAUAAAUUAUUUCACAAUGUAAUUUCCGCUCUCUAAAAUUUGUUUAGUGGGACGAAUGUAAAUUAAUUUUACACGCCGUAUUAUUGUUUGUGGGUAAAGCCUGUGUAUGUAAUAGAGCUUCCAACCAUACUAGGAGUAUGAAAAUUAGAAAGUGCAAUAUGACAAAAUAGUCAACUAUGAUUUUUACGGAAGUGUUUCAUGAAUUGUUUAAAUCUUGAUUAUUGAAAUUGUUUUGUUUUAGCUUACAUAAUAAUGUUAAAUAAACCUGUACAUUUUUUUUUAUUAAUUGAGUCAGUGAUUUUAUUGUGUACAUAAAAAUUAUUGAUCUCUUUUAGUUAUGGCCGUAAGUACCACUUUUGAUUGUACAUGCUAAUGAUUAUCUUACAAAUUUGUACAUAUUUCGAAAGUAUACAUAUCGAUAUUCACGAAAUACAGAAGCAUUUGAAUAGAAACCUG
Messenger RNA from Frankliniella occidentalis (western flower thrips), 1855 nucleotides. RefSeq names its product T-cell leukemia homeobox protein 3. Gene Ontology annotation, biological process: regulation of transcription by RNA polymerase II; animal organ development. Gene Ontology annotation, cellular component: nucleus. The transcript has 5 exons. Gene Ontology annotation, molecular function: RNA polymerase II cis-regulatory region sequence-specific DNA binding; DNA-binding transcription factor activity, RNA polymerase II-specific. Lineage: Eukaryota; Metazoa; Arthropoda; Insecta; Thysanoptera; Thripidae. The record is from RefSeq and is a predicted model, not a curated record. The coding region runs from base 1 to 837 and encodes 278 amino acids.